This is a messenger RNA of Lecanosticta acicola, 1804 nucleotides long. Lineage: Eukaryota; Fungi; Ascomycota; Dothideomycetes; Mycosphaerellales; Mycosphaerellaceae. The record is from the annotation of a GenBank genome assembly.
AUGUCGGUCCGCUUGUCAUUCGGAUCACGUGCAGGAGGCUCGACCGAUUAUCAAGGAGGCAGCAACUCGCCGGGCUUCUUCUCCCGGGGACCAUUCGAUUCCCUCGAUGCACUGGGCGAAGCUCUUAGGAACGAAAUACAUGCCGCCGAGCAGAGCAGCGUUCCGGAAUGCACAACUGUAGAACUAUCGCUCAGCUUCGGCGCAACUCUUGCGUUGCAUCGGCCUACGAUAGGACCUUACGCCAGUGGAGGAGAACAUGAUUUGCCAGAGAAAUUCCGGGUGAACCACGACGGGACGACAUGCGAGCAAGGAGCGCAUCCACGGACAACAGUGGGAUCUAUUGUGAAUGUCAACGAUGGACGCAGCAGGCAGAUUGUGCAAAGAGCAGCGUCGCGCGGGAUAAUACAAGCUGUGGAAGCGGCAGAUGGUUAUCGAUAUUCGUUCAACAAUGCGUGGACGGCGAAGGAUGAAGAGGGAAGCAGAUUCUCCUACAUCUGCCAGGAUUCGAUGCAGAAUAAGGAUAGGCAUGCCAAUGGAUUUACGAGAACGUUGAAGCAUUUGAAGGGUGAAGGAGAGCGAGGACCGAGAAAACCGACAUACGAUUGCAAAGGCAGUGUGAGCGUCAAAUUCUCAAGCGGAAGGCAGAGGGUGGAUGUGUACUAUCGUCACUAUGCAAUUCACCAGACUGUUGCGGAGAGGAAGCCACCUGCGAGACCUCCGCCACGACCUCGAGUUCAGAAGGAGUCUGGUGGACUGGCUGCUGAGUUGCAGCGUGAGACGUCGAACCAGGCGGAGCAGUAUGCGAGCUCGGCCUUGCAGAUGGUGAAUAAUCCAUACCAGGAGUCGCCAUUGGCAGCGCGAUCGGAGAAUUCAAACAUAGGAAGACCAUUGAAGAGGAAGCGAGAUUAUGGCCCUCUUGCUGCAAUGCAGACUCCCCGAGAUCCGAAUAAAACGCUUUCCCUUAUGGAGUUGCUGAAGCAGAGCGAUACAGCCAACGCACCCACUCCAGCCUCGGAGACCGCAAAACCGAAGCUAUCGAACACUGCGCCUCCGGUCAAUUACGAGCUUCCGUCGUGGCAAACGCCGCCUCCUAAUUUGAAUAAGCCUACCACGAACGCUCCUUAUCAACCUCCUUACCCACCACCAUAUCAGCCCACGAAUCAAAGGCAGGCUGCGCCCCAACAACGCCAGCCAAAGCAAGCGCCGCCGGGAAGCCAAAGAUCUAAGCAGAGCUCCAGCCAGGCGCCAGCACAAGGCCUCUUCACGACUAUGAAACCUGUCAACAAAGACGAAUACAGAAUCACGACUCCGCAGACCUGGCAGACUCCCCAGACAUAUUUUCAGCCGGUGCAGCGGGCUAAGACGAGCUGUACGCAUUGCAGGAUUGGGAAGAAGAAAGUAGGUUGAGAUAUUGCCAUGCAACUUGCAGUCAUCGCUAACAAGGUGGCAGUGCGACGAAGGUCAUCCUUGCGGUUCAUGCAUAAGAAGCGGUAGAGACUGCAUGUACGAAGGUGGGCCGCCGCACCACCAGGUUUCAGGGACAUCACCGCAGCACGCAACGUCCCAUGCGACGCCCACGGGCUCUUGGGGGAACAUGAGCUCGAUGCCCUCUCCAAGUAACGGAUGGCAGAGCACGCCCACAUACUCUUCGCGACCUUCCAGUAGCCAGGCUUAUGGCUCUCAGCGAUUUGUGCCAGGCCAGCAGAGUAGUCCUCCGCUGGCGUGGUCAGGUGGCGCGAAUCCGAAAUCUGGAGCCACUGCGGACAAAGAGGAGAGCCCCGAUCCGUGGUUUCCCAGGCGGUGA